This is a messenger RNA of Gracilinanus agilis (Agile Gracile Mouse Opossum), 3856 nucleotides long. RefSeq names its product DENN domain containing 6A (gene DENND6A). The transcript has 20 exons. Gene Ontology annotation, molecular function: guanyl-nucleotide exchange factor activity. NCBI's taxonomy places the organism in Eukaryota, Metazoa, Chordata, Mammalia, Didelphimorphia, Didelphidae. Gene Ontology annotation, cellular component: recycling endosome. The record is from RefSeq and is a predicted model, not a curated record. Bases 33 to 1895 code for a protein of 620 amino acids.
UCUUCCGGAGCCGUCUCCGGCGGGGGCGGCCCAUGGCUUGGCGGGGACUAGAAGGCUCGGACCCGGGUUCGGGGUCCCGGCAGCCUUUGGAAGAGGAGGUGGCGGUGACCGAGGAGGAAGAAGAGGCGGCUGCAGGUGCUACAGAAGAGGAGGAGGAGGAAGAAGAGGAGGAGGAGGAGGAUGAGGAUGAGGAGGAGGAAAGCGGGGGCCGGGGCCGGGACCAGCUGCGCUGGGACGGCUUCUCGGCCUGGCUGCACUGCGUGUGCGUGGUGGGCUUCGACUUGGAGCUGGGUCAGGCCGUGGAGGUAAUCUAUCCUGAGCAUUCAAAACUUAGUGAUAAAGAAAAAACGAAUAUUUGCUAUUUAUCUUUUCCAGAUUCAAAUUCAGGCUGUCUUGGAGAUACACAGUUUUGUUUCAGAUUUCGACAGUCGUCUGGCCGGAGGAUGUCAAUGCGCUGUAUCCCAGAUCAAUUUGACAGAGAUUCACCUGUGUAUUUGAAGAAAGAUCCUGCAUAUUUUUAUGGUUAUGUGUAUUUCCGACAAGUUCGAGAUAAAACACUAAAAAGAGGCUACUUUCAGAAGUCCUUGGUUUUGAUCAGUAAGCUGCCAUAUACACAUUUUUUCCACACCGUGCUUAAACAGAUAGCACCCGAAUAUUUUGAAAAGAGUGAACCUUAUUUGGAGGCAGCUUGUAAUGAUGUUGAUCGUUGGCCUGCCCCAGUGCCAGGGAAAACAUUACACUUGCCCAUUAUGGGAGUGGUUAUAAAGGUGCGGAUUCCAACCUGCCAUGACAAGCCUGGAACAACUCAGAUAGCCCAGUUAACUCAGCAGACAGACUCACAGAUCUCUGUGGUUUUACCCACUAUUCAUGAAGUGGAUCUUUUCAGGUGUUUCUGUCCUGUGUUCCUGCACAGCCAGAUGCUUUGGGAACUGGUGUUGUUAGGAGAACCCCUUGUUGUCAUGGCGCCAUCCCCAUCAGAAUCUUCAGAAACUGUCUUGGCACUCAUUAGCUGUAUUUCACCGCUCAAGUACUGCAGUGACUUCAGACCCUACUUUACCAUACACGACAGUGAAUUCAAGGAGUACACUACACGGACACAGGCCCCGCCCUCAGUUAUUUUAGGAGUGACCAACCCUUUUUUUGCUAAAACGCUCCAGCACUGGCCACAUAUCAUUCGGAUAGGAGAUAUUAAACUGGCAGGUGAAAUUCCCAAGCAGGUCAAAGUAAAAAAACUGAAGAACCUAAAGACCCUGGACUCUAAACCUGGAGUUUACACUUCCUAUAAGCCAUUUUUAAAUAGAGAUGAAGAGAUCAUAAAACAGUUACAGAAGGGAGUACAGCAGAAGCGCCCUUCUGAGGCCCAAAGUGUAAUUCUUCGACGUUAUUUCUUGGAAUUGACUCAGAGCUUCAUCAUUCCAUUGGAAAGAUAUGUAGCAAGCUUAAUGCCUCUGCAGAAGAGCAUUUCUCCAUGGAAGAGCCCACCACAGUUGAGACAGUUUCUUCCAGAAGAAUUUAUGAAAACACUUGAGAAAGCUGGACCUCAGCUGACCUCCAGAUUGAAGGGUGAUUGGAGAGGACUGUACAGACAUUUUCUAAAAUCUCCAAACUUUGAUGGCUGGUUCAGGACUCGAAAGAAGGAGAUGACCCAGAAACUGGAAGCACUACAUUUAGAAGCUCUUUGUGAAGAGGAUUUGCUUCUCUGGAUCCAGAAACACACCGAAGUAGAGACAGUUGACCUUGUAUUGAAGCUGAAGAGUAAAUUGUUACAGGCUCAUCAGGAUCACCUACCUGUGAAACCUGGCACUGUGGAAAAGUUACAGACACACAUAGAUGCAAUUAUUUUAGCAUUGCCAGAAGACCUGCAGGGCAUACUGCUCAAAACUGGCACAGAAUGAGGGGCUGCCUCCUGCGUUUCCCAGAUGAGAAGAAUGGUGGAAUGGGGAGCCCCCAAACACAGCAAAAAGAUGCCCCAAGGAAAUCCAGCAAAAUGGCAGAGGAGCCCAGAGGAUAGCGGGUGCUUUGUUUUCUAAUGAGACUAACUGUUGCAUUAUUUCUAAGUAUGGAAGUCUGCAUGUGGUGGAAUGGCCUUCCUGGGUUGGUCAUUGUUCUUAAGAACAAGUGCUCUUGAGGGAGGCCUGGAAGGCCAAAGCUGGCACAGCAUGAGCCCAGACUGCGGUGCUGGCAUUGCAGCCUUUGGACACUGGUGCUGCUGGGUCCAGUCAUGUCAAAACAUGGGAAAACUCAGGGAGAAACAAUGUCAUGCUCACACUGGCUAUAUGUUUUUUUAAAGGAAGGAAAAAGUCUUGAGCUGUCCUUGUAGAGUUAUAACUAAUUAAUGCGCAAUUAGUGCCUUCCUUUUUCCUACAUUUUCACAAAACUGAGCUGCUGGUCUUGACUCGCCCUUUCCAAGUAGUUUACUGAGUAAUCAUUAACUACAAAUUGUGGACGCCUCCUUCCCAGAACAUUUCUUGGUAGCAAUGUUUUUAUUGCCCCAUACUUUUUCAUUCCAUUUAUUUCUCUGCUAUUUUAAAAUUUUGCCAAUUUUUCCAAAGAUGGAAAGGUUUUCUAGAACUAAUCAUGAAUUAGGGAGGAGAAACUGUUACCUUUUACCCUUAAAGAUUAACUAGCUUGGGUGCUUUUCCUCAAAGCCAUCUCUCCUAACUGACAUACAAACCUCACAGAGAAAGUAUUUUUAAACUAAAAUAUUCUUAGGAAAAGAGCAUUCACAGGCCUUUUGUGUUAGUCUCUGUAUUGAUCUAAGAGUGUCAUCUUUGUCUUCAAACAAACAAACAAACAAAAACCAGCAUCCUCACAGAGUUUUUUCUAUUGUUGCCAGACCUGGAAUCCUUUGUUUUCCAUGGCAGGAAACCAAAGAGGGGGGCUGCUAAAAUAUCACUUAUGUGGUUUGCAUUUUAAAAUCAGUCUCCUGCAAAAGCCACUCCAAGAUCAUAGGCACAUGAGGAUGUGUGUAUAUAGCUCGGUAUCCCGUGACCCUCCAGAAAACCAAAUUUGAAGAGGCUGGAGAAAGCAACAAUAGUUGUUCUCUGCUGGUUAUGUCUCUUAGGGUGCUUCUUCCCCAGGAGAAUCUGACAACAUUAACCUUUUUCUCACAGACACGGUCUCUUGGAUCAUACCUCAGUUAGGAAAACAUGCUCUUAUUAUCCUAUUUUAAAUGAAGAGUUUGCCUUGGAUCAGGUGAGGUAUUUUGUUAGCCUACAGUUCUCCUUAGGGGAAAGGGGCAAUUACUUUUGUAUUAUAAAGGAUUUCUUAUAUUUCUGAGAAGCAUUAUUUAGGUACAAAUGGUCACCGUUGUAUAUUUUUUAAAAAGAUGUAUUUUAAUAUUCAUACCGUUUAUAUACAAUUUGUGACCAGAAGCUGAAAUCUAAUAGUGUUGUAUCAUGAAUGUCUCUAAAAUUAUGCCACUAUAUGAUACAUUGUUUUGCACAGUUAAAAGAGUAGCAAGAUCAAGAAUGCCCAUCAAUAGGGCAUUAGUUUCUUUACACAGAUUCCAUACUGUAUUUACCUGCAGCGUAAUACUGAUCAACAACCAUAUCACGUUCCAUAGCUUACUGCUAGACUAAAAAUUAUGAGUUUGUAGGAGGACCCUCAAAUGAUUAGGAAGUUGAGAUUGAUUGGAAGCUUUUCAUUUUUCAGUGAUUCUCUCCUGUCCGAGAGACCAUUGUUUAAAGAACCCCCUCACAUCCUGUGGCCACCAUCACCAGCAUCUGAAGGAAUUUUGGCUUUCUGGUUGCUCUAGAAUGUUCUGUGCCUUCUACUGACUAAGAGGUUCUAAGGAGGAGGAGGAAUUUGUGGUCAUGGUCUGCGAGUGGCCCAUUAAAGUUUUGUGUGUUAAAAA